Vicia villosa (hairy vetch) is the source of this 1898-nucleotide messenger RNA. Its product is annotated as phospholipase A(1) LCAT3-like. The transcript is spliced from 11 exons. Bases 99 to 1445 code for a protein of 448 amino acids. NCBI's taxonomy places the organism in Eukaryota, Viridiplantae, Streptophyta, Magnoliopsida, Fabales, Fabaceae. Gene Ontology annotation, biological process: lipid metabolic process. The record is from RefSeq and is a predicted model, not a curated record.
GUAGUUGCAUCCCAGCUCAAACAGUCAAGAAGGAGAGUAACAUUACGAGCUAGUGAGUCUGGUUGGUACAGCUAACUAACGACUCCCUCGCCACCGCUAUGGGUUUCUGUCCGUGUUUCGGCGUCGAAACAUCCGAACAACCACCACUAGCGGAUCGUGAUCCGGUUCUACUCAUAUCAGGCAUGGGUGGCUCCAUUCUCCAAUCAAAGCCCAAGAAAUUCGGAUUAACCACCCGUGUUUGGGUCAGAAUCUUCCUCGCUGACUUAGAGUUCCGAAAGAAGAUUUGGUCAAUUUACAAUCCCGAAACAGGUUAUACUGAAGCGUUAGACACGAAAUCAGAACUUGUUGUUCCGGAGGAUGAUCAUGGUCUCUAUGCAAUUGAUAUUCUAGAUCCAUCAUGGUUUGUAAAAUGUGUGCAUUUGACAGAGGUGUAUCAUUUUCAUGACAUGAUUGACAUGCUUGUUGGAUGUGGGUAUGUUAAAGGAACUACUUUGUUUGGAUACGGAUAUGAUUUCAGACAAAGCAAUAGGAUGGAUAAGUUAAUGGAUGGCCUUAAGCUGAAGUUGGAAACUGCUUACAAAGCCUCUGGUGGAAGAAAAGUCAAUAUAAUUUCACACUCCAUGGGAGGGGUUAUGAUCUUGUGUUUCAUGUCACUUUGCAGAGAUGCAUUUUCAAAAUAUGUGAAUAAGUGGAUUGCCUUGGCCUGCCCUUUCCAAGGAGCCCCAGGAUGCAUCAAUGAUUCUCUAUUAACUGGAUUAGAAUUUGUUGAGGGCUUAAAAAGCUAUUUUUUUGUAUCAAGGUGGACUUUUCAUCAAUUGCUAGUUGAGUGCCCAUCAAUCUAUGAGAUGUUGGCAAAUCCAGAUUAUAAAUGGAAAAAGAAGCCAGAAAUUAAAGUUUGGCGAAAGCAGAAAAAGGAUGGGAAUGAAAAUAUCAAUUUAGAAUCUUAUGGACCAACCCAGAGUAUCUCUGUAUUUGAAGGAGCACUGAGGGACAAUGAGCUAAAGUAUAAUGGGAAAUUAAUACCACUGCCCUUUAAUACAACUAUCUUUAAAUGGGCUACUGGAACUCGUCAAGUUAUAAGUAAUGCAAAACUACCAAACGGAGUCUGCUUCUAUAACAUUUAUGGAACAUCAUUUGAAACACCUUUUGAUGUUUGCUAUGGUUCGGAAAAAUCGCCAAUUGAGGACUUAUCUGAAAUAUGCAAGACAUUGCCACAAUAUUCUUAUGUUGAUGGAGAUGGAUCAGUUCCUGUUGAAUCUGCCAAGGCCGAUGGACUUGAAGCCGUUGAAAGGGUAGGAGUUACUGCUGAUCACCGAGGAUUAUUACGAGACAAAACUGUAUUUAAACUUAUUCAGAAAUGGUUGGAUAUUGAGCCAGUGGUAAGCAAGCAUUCUAAAACAUCAAAAGUAGCAGAUGCGAAUACAAUCAACCCUAUGGUUCUCUAAAUUUGUUCCUUUUGGAAAAACGGUGGAUCGUAUACAUGUGCUUGUGUUCCACAUCGAUGAAAGGAAAAAUAUUGUACCAUGCUAUUCUUUUUAAGAAAACAUUCAACAAUCCAGGAAACCCCUUUAGCUACCAUUAUUUGAUAUUUAUGCAGCAGAUGGGUUGGUAAAUGUCCAGGUAGUCUAAAGCUACUGGAUAUGGUAUAAUUUAAUUCUGCAUCAUGUAUAGUAGAAUUCAUUAUUGGAUAGUGUGUACUAUAUUCAGUGAUCAUGGAGUUAUGUGUAUCUUGUUCUCUCACAUCUCCAAGACACUUGGCUGCUGUGUGACUAAUUUCUUAGUCCUCAGCAUGUAAUAAUAAAUGUAUUAUUAUUUGAGCAUUUUUAUUAUUAUGCUCUAUAUCAAUAUGUUCGAAUGUAAACUAAUUUCACAGUAAGAAAUACUUAUGCUAGUUGAGA